Durio zibethinus is the source of this 2497-nucleotide messenger RNA. RefSeq names its product protein RIK. Gene Ontology annotation, molecular function: RNA binding. The record is from RefSeq and is a predicted model, not a curated record. Gene Ontology annotation, cellular component: nucleus. NCBI's taxonomy places the organism in Eukaryota, Viridiplantae, Streptophyta, Magnoliopsida, Malvales, Malvaceae.
UUGUCACGCCAUCAAUAUUCAAUAUCAGCUCCCACGUGCCCCACCGCUUUCAAUUCUCCGCGAAAGCUCCAAACUUUCCCUACAUCUGAAAAAGAAAAAAGGCCGAAAACCCCAAUUUGACGCCACAAUCGACAUCAAAUCCCUAAUUUGUAAAAAAAAAAAAAAAGAGGCAAAACAUAUACGACUUUUUAAUUAGAAAAUUGUAAAAAAAAUUAAUUUGCAUUUUUUUAAAAUUCUGAAACUUUUGGAAAGAGAUGAUGGAGGACGGUGGUGCUAGGGUUUCUUCCGAUGAUCCGACUGUAACCAACGAUAUUUCACAGACAAGACAAAGGAAAAAGAGAAAGUGGGAUCAGCCUGCUGAGGCUUUGGAUUCGGCUGGAUUCGCUGUCCCAUUUAGCAACACAGGAACCCUUGCUGGCAUGCCACUUCCUGGUGUAGCUCUAGUCCCAGGCACCUUUCUGUCAAAUCCACUUGCCGCUAGUGGUACAGCUGUUACCCCAAUCUUUCAACAGCUUGCUGCUCCAGUGGUAUCAAAACAAAAUCAACUUAAGGUCCAAGAUGAGUUAGUGAUUGCUCGGGAAAUUGUAAUAAAUGAUGCGGAAUCUUCUGUUCGCCACAAGCUCACAAAACGCCAGACACAGGAAGAGAUUCAAAGGUGCACUGGUGCUGUGGUGAUAACUAGGGGCAAGUAUCGCCCACCAAAUGCUCUGCCUGAUGGUGAAAAGCCUCUCUAUCUUCAUAUAUCUGCUGCUGCUCAUUUAAAAGAGACAGCAGAGCGGAUUUUAGCUGUGGAUCGUGCAGCUGCCAUGGUUGAAGAAAUGUUGAAACAUAGUCAGAGCUCACAGGCAGCUUCUUCCCCUUUUAUGGCAGCUAUUAGCAAUGGUGUGAAGGCAUUUAGCACAUGCAUAUAUUUGGGCUUUGAUGCAGAGCCAUCACUGAAUGUUGCCGCUCGUAUUCGUGGACCAAAUGACCAAUAUAUAAGUCACAUUAUGAAUGAAACAGGAGCAACUGUCAUACUACGAGGAUGUGGUUCAGGAAACUUUGAGAGCCUGCAGGGUGAAGAAGCACAACAACCAUUGCACAUAUUUUUAUCCAGUAAUAAUCCUAAAAGUCUUGAUGAUGCCAAGCGUUUGGCAGAGAAUCUCCUGGACACUAUCGGUUUAGAGUUUGGUGCAUCCAGGACUUCAUCAAGUAAGGUUUAUGGUGCAGUACCGCCUCCACAGCAGUUGUUGACUGGAGUUCAAAGUUUUGCAAGUGAACAAAAUCUACAUGCUAGUUCAGCUGCUGGUUUGACAUCACUGCCAGUCACUACGCCAGCUCCACCUGUUACAGUCCCUGCAGUCACUACUGGCUAUUCUCAAGGGAUGGUUGUGGGGAUGCCUAACUUUGGGCCAAACCAGGCAAAUUCAGUUGGUUAUCCACAGUCUUUGGUAACUAGAGGGACAAGCUAUACCGGAUAUGGUGGGAUAUAUCCCCAAGCAACACCAUUGCAACAGGUAGCAUUAGCUCUUAGACAAUCAUCUCCAAUCUCCUCUACUGUUGUACCUGCAACAUCUGUAGCAAGCACAGUUGCCAUCACUGUAUCCAAAUCAAGUGUUAGCUCUACUUUGCGUACUGAGAAGGAGCAAAGGCCUCCACAAAGGCGGAAGUUCCAGGAGUUACCAGCUGGUUCAAAGGGCCCUGCUAGACCCAACCAGGAAUCUGAAUCUUUAAAUCCAAGCAAGCCAUUGGGAGAUUUAGGAGUGAAAAAUGUAUCAACUAUGCCUGCUCCAAAGAAGUUGGUUCAUCCGUCAUCUAAUGGAAUGCCUGCACCAACUCCAAGAACCUUGCCACCUCCGCCUCCAAAAACCAUGCUGCCUCCACCUCCACCCAAGUUCACUUCAUCAACACUAUCUGGGAAAUCUAAUGACAAGAACAAAGUUACCAGUAAAGCUAAACUUGAUGCUGUCCCUGAAACCUUGGUCCAGUUAAUGUCAUAUGGGGAUGAAGAUGAUGAUUCGGAGGAAAGCAGUGAUGAAUCCCUAAAUAGAAACUCCAAUGCAGAUGCGGUUCGAAAACCGUUCUGGGCUUUGUGACUCAUCGGUGGCCUAAGCUGCUGAAUUUUGCAGAGGCUGAAUGAGGCAUAUCAUGGAUUCCGUCAAGUGCGUAUCAAGUCUGUGUUUUUCUUUGAUUCUUUUGAGAUUGCAGCUCGGCAAAUACUUAUUGAAUACCAACAAGGUGAAGUGACUUCAAAUUUAUUGCAGUGAGACUUGCUUGGAAGCAUUUAGAAGUUCUAAAUCUGAUAGAAUUGUGUUGUAUAUUGGUUGUAAUUUGCCACUAGUGUAGUUAUUAGUUUCCUUUAGUGUAUUGGUGAAAUCGGCAAAUCUUUAGAUAGCUGCAUUCUGUUAGAAGUAAGUUCUUUCGGGCUGUCAAAUGGAAACAUGAUGCUUUUAACUCUGUAAAUUCUUCUGUGGCAAGGAUACUAUCAUUCAUUUUAAUGUGUGAAAAACAUACUAAA